Messenger RNA from Arachis stenosperma, 1989 nucleotides. RefSeq lists its product as uncharacterized. The record is from RefSeq and is a predicted model, not a curated record. Bases 1 to 1989 code for a protein of 662 amino acids. Lineage: Eukaryota; Viridiplantae; Streptophyta; Magnoliopsida; Fabales; Fabaceae. The transcript has 5 exons.
AUGGUUUGGCACAUCAAAGGUGGCUUUGAUCUGCUUGAUGUGAGGUUUGGGUACUUCAUGGUAAAAUUUGAUGCAGGUGAAGAUCGUGAGAAAGUCAUGCUUGGUGGCCCGUGGUUGAUUGAGGGACACUAUGUUGCUGUAAAAUCGUGGGAUAUAGAUUUUCGGCCAUGUGAGGAAUCCUUCGGGUCUACACUUGUAUGGGUUCGGAUUUUGGGGCUCCCAAUCUGGUGCUAUCAGGAACAAGCCAUGAUGCGUAUUGCUUCUGCAAUAGGAGUUCCCAUCAAAGUGGACUUAGCCACUAAGUUGGCUGAGAGAGGACGAUAUGUCCGAUGCUUGGGUAGAGACUCUAGGGAAGGAAAGAGUGAUGAUUCCGAUGCCACCAAGCCACGAGACGGUACAAAGGUAGUGCCACAUCCUGAGACCAAAAUUCACAAUUCAAAUAAAGUAGAACCUGAUGUAGUAGGUGGCGUUACUGGCGAGAAUCCUGCACCGAGUUUACAAAAGAAUUUAGAGGCUAAUAAUUUGGAAGGAAAUAAUGUUGAGGAGGCUUGCAUGCAUGAUGAACCAGGCUGGGAGCAAGUUGUGAGGAAAGGUAAAACCAAGCUGGGCCAGAAGCAAUCUAACAAGGUCCAAAGAGGCACUCAAUCCAGAACUGAUUCGGAUAGAGUAAUCAGGCCCACCAUCCACUUCUCUCACACGAGUGGAUCCAGCUCUUAUCGCGCCAGGAGCUCGCCAGUUGAGAAGAAUGGAGGCACGGUGGUGGAAGCAUCGUCAUGUCUUCCUGCAACCGUGAAGGAGGAUGUUACCGUAGCGGUUCCAUUGGUGAAGAAAGGCGCGUUGCCGGCUGUUAUUGCGUCGGUAUGCGAGAAUAAGGAGACAUUCCAUGGAGAUCCGGAAAACCUGAAGGUCACGGGAGUCACUUCUGCUGGGCAAGCCUCGGGUGUUCACUGCAAAUGGGUUGAUGCUUUCGAUCAGUGUGUUACAGUUGAGGUUCAGUCUUCGUCUUUCUGCGGGCCAUGGAUUGUUCUUGAUGAUUUUAAUGAAGUACUAUUCUCUCAUGAAUCUAAGGGUUGCCUCUUCUCGAGUCGUCAUGUAGAUCGGCUUGCUACAUCUCUAGGGGAUAGUAAUCUGUUUGACUUGAAGACUAUUGGAAGACGGUUUUCUUGGUACAGAAGGGUUAAAAAUGGUGUUGAGGUGGCAAAAAAACUUGACCGGGUCUGUAUCAAUAGUGGCUGGCUAUCUCUCUUUCCAGAGGCUUAUGCAGAAAUUUUAAAUAGGCUUCAGUCUGAUCAUUGUCCUAUCCUAGUGCGCUGUGCAGGUCGUCCCCAACCGAAAAAGAAUAGACCUUUUUGGUUUAUUGCGGCUUGGGUAACUCAUCCGGAGUACAAAAAUAUUGUGAACCAGUCAUGGCAGGCUGGCUACAGAGAGAUGCAUGGCAAACUUUCAGAAGUGCAGAAGAACUCUUUGGAGUUUAAUUCUAAAGUGUUCGAAAACAUUUUCGUUAGGAAAUGCAAAUUGGAGAGACAGAUUAAUUUCCUUCAGAAGCGACUUGAAGUAAUGGAGGAUUUGUCUAUGCGGAAAAAAGAAAAACAACUGAUUGAGGAAUUUAAUAACACGCUUGUGCAGGAGGAACUUCUAUGGUUUCAAAAAUCCAGAGAGCAGUGGGUAAAAUUUGGGGAUAGAAAUACCAAAUUCUUUCAUGUCCAGACUCUUGUGCGGAGAAAACAUAAUAAGAUUCAUGAUCUCUUUCUUCAAGAUGGGGUAUGGGAAACGGACUCGGAUGUCCUUAGAAGGGAAGCUGAAUCCUUUUAUAAACACCUAUUCUGUCAGUCGGAGGAUGUAGACUUAGGUUGUCUUGGUGAUGUGCCGCUACCUUCCCUGAAUGAUGAAGCCUGUUGUAAUCUCAUAGCGCCAAUUACUCUGGAAGAAGUUAAGUCAGCCGUUUUCAGUAUGCAUUCUUUUAAGGCACCGGGCCCUGAUAGGUUUUAA